Messenger RNA from Manduca sexta (tobacco hornworm), 534 nucleotides. RefSeq lists its product as uncharacterized. NCBI's taxonomy places the organism in Eukaryota, Metazoa, Arthropoda, Insecta, Lepidoptera, Sphingidae. The transcript is spliced from 3 exons. The record is from RefSeq and is a predicted model, not a curated record. The coding region runs from base 1 to 534 and encodes 177 amino acids.
AUGCCGCUAAUCAACGAUUCCAAAACUAAUCAAGAUAGUCCUGAUUCAGAUAAUCGAAUUUAUCUCUCGCUGAGUGCUUUGGCCAACGGUACACGCCGUCGCUGCAGCGCUCAGGACGACUGGCAGUCGCCACUGAGGCUACCCAAGCCGCCGAAACAACCCACCAACCUCGCGCAGAGCUGUCCCACGCCGCCGCACACCAGGAGAAGAUUCUUCCUCAGCCCGAAGUCGCUGCGCAGUCCGUUCGGGCAGCGCGCGCGGCACUCGCACGACAGCCAUGUGCCGCUCUCCGGGUUGCCAGAGGAAGGUCCGAGGAGUGCUGCGUGGCACAGCUUGGUGUUCAAUAAGAUCAGGUCGCUGUGGACGGCACACUCGUCUGUGCCGCAAGGCCUCAACCAACUGACAGGCACGGAUCUAAAAUUUGUCGGAAUGUGGACUGUAUUCCGUGCCUUCUACGGCCGCGUCAAAUUAAUUUUGAUUUAUGCCACCGACUACGCUAAUACGGCAUUAAAAUUCAAAAAUAAUUACCGUUGA